Molecule: messenger RNA, 1038 nt
Organism: Zymoseptoria tritici IPO323
Lineage: Eukaryota; Fungi; Ascomycota; Dothideomycetes; Mycosphaerellales; Mycosphaerellaceae
Exons: 3
Coding region: 1-1038 (345 amino acids)
Molecular function (GO): molybdenum ion binding; catalytic activity; pyridoxal phosphate binding
Source: RefSeq, a predicted model, not a curated record
AUGCAGCCAAAGAAAGAGGAGCCGAUGCUUUUCAUUUAUCCCGUCAAGUCCCUCCGGCCGGUCGAAGUGACAGCCGCGGAGAUCACCAACGAAGGCCUGCGGUUCGAUCGACAGUAUGUCCUCGUCAAGCCGCCCAGCGAGGAGACCGCGGGACUGGCAGAGCACAUCACCAUCAAGAAUCACUUUGAACUAGGCCUCUUCCACACCAUGAUCGAUAAGGGCUGGUCUAAGUUGACCAUCACGCACGCUCAGUCCGAGGAGAACCCUACCAUUACUUUGCCACUCUCCCCAUCUCCGGUCAGCCUGUUCAACGCGGAAGUCUACCAGGUCAGCAUCUUCGGCACUAAAGCACCUGGAAUUGACAUGGGCGAAGAAGUCUCCAAAUUCUUCUCCUUCCAUCUGGGAAAGGAAGUCAGAUUACUCUACAUCGGAGGAACCGGGCAACGCGAGAUCCCCGGAGCAGUCUUCAUGCCCAAACACAAGUAUCGAGCUCUGUCGAUUGCAGUCGACGACAAACUCCAACCGCAGAGAAUCCGCUUCGCCGAUGCUGCUCCUCUGUUGAUCACGUCGACUGCCUCUGAGAACGAGGCGAGAAGGAGACUCCCUCCCUCCGGCCGCGGCGAGGACGUCAUCGUGCGGUUCCGACCAAACAUACAUGUGGACGUCGGCGACGAGCAGCAACCUUUCGAUGAAGAUAGCUGGGACAUGCUGAAGAUCAGAUCCAUAGCUGACCAAGCGCAAGAAGUCUCCGUGCGGUGUCUAUUCAGGACGGUUCGUUGCUUGUCGCUGAAUGUGGAUCUGGCAAAGGGCGCGAUGAUAAACACGAAUCGUCAAUUGUACGGUCUACUGGCGAGAGAUCGGAGAGUAAACGAGCUCUUCCCACACAAACCUGUCUUCGGCCAAUACGCUUGCGCCGGACCGAGCGGAGCCGUCCUCAGAGUUGGCGACGAUGUGGAGGUCACUUCACGAAAUAGCGAACCCAUCACACCGGCGAGUCCUGGGUCACCCAUUACUCCCAUACCGAACGGCCCGGAUUGA